AUGGCUGAAGAGGGAAAGGUGAUCGCCAGCCACACAUUUGAGGCUUGGACGGAGCAGUUUGAGAAGGCAAAUAGGGGAAAGCAACUGAUUGUGCUGGAUUUCAGUGCUGCCUGGUGCCCACAUUCUCGUUCCAUGAGUCCAAUGCUGGCAGAGUUGGCGAAGAAGAUGCCAAAUGUCACAUUCUUGAUGGUGGAUGCUAAUGAAUUGUGUGCUGUUGCUAUGGAAUGGGCAGUUAAGGUAGUGCCAACCUUUUUUUUCUUGAAGCAAGGACAAUUACUCGACCAGUUUGUUGGUGCCAACGUAAAGCAACUGAUCUCUACCAUUGAAAGGCACGCUGGUGGCGCACACGGGAUUUUAGAAUCAAUACUGGGGACUAAUUAUCCACAACCUCAAGUGCUCAUUGGUUUUCCUAAUUAUUCCAUACUGGGGACUAACAAUGGUUUUCCGGUUAACAUUCCGGCAACACCAUCUACUAGCAUUGACAUGCCCACCACAACCGACACUUCUACUCAUCAUUGCCAUUAUCCUUAUUAA
This is a messenger RNA of Manihot esculenta (cassava), 534 nucleotides long. Its product is annotated as thioredoxin H1-like. The record is from RefSeq and is a predicted model, not a curated record. The transcript is spliced from 2 exons. The coding region runs from base 1 to 534 and encodes 177 amino acids. Lineage: Eukaryota; Viridiplantae; Streptophyta; Magnoliopsida; Malpighiales; Euphorbiaceae.